Molecule: messenger RNA, 1157 nt
Organism: Prunus avium (sweet cherry)
Lineage: Eukaryota; Viridiplantae; Streptophyta; Magnoliopsida; Rosales; Rosaceae
Product: ribonuclease 3-like protein 3
Biological process (GO): siRNA processing
Cellular component (GO): cytoplasm; nucleus
Molecular function (GO): RNA binding; ribonuclease III activity
Source: RefSeq, a predicted model, not a curated record
CCGACCAUUUAUGUAUAUAAACCAAGUGGUUUGCAGCAAAUCUCCACGCUUCAUAAUCUAAUCUAUAUAUAUAUCUCCUCUCAUGACCUGUUGUUCAUGCCAACCAUGGGAGCACAAGCAGAAGAAUAUCAAACACUUCAUAUGAACGAAGUCUUGUCUUCAGAGGCUGAAAAGUCAACGACGUUGACUGAUGAGGAGGCUCAGCCAAAUCUUGAAGAAGGGGAGAAGAUCAUAGGCUAUAGCUUCAACAACAAGGUUUUGUUAAAAGAAGCUUUUACACAUUCUUCUUUUGUGUCCAUAGAGUGCUCUGCCUCUUCUUAUGAGCGUUUGGAGUAUGUUGGGGACGCUGUGCUCAAUUUGUUGUUCAGCAGAGAACAAUACAAUUUGUACCCGGGCUUGCCACCGGGCAGGUUGACCCGGCUCCGGGCGGCCAAUGUCGAUACCGAGAAGCUUGCACGUGUGGCUAUCAAACACGGGUUGCACCGCUACCUGCGGCACAAGAAACCCUUGCUUCAAGAACAAAUUCGAGAAUUCACCCGAGCGAUUUCGCACUAUCCACUGCAUUCCAAUGGUCUCGUAGAUGCUCCAAAGAACCUUGCAGAUAUUGUUGAAUCAACAAUUGGAGCAGUUUUCAUGGACUGUAACUCAAUUGACACUGUGUGGGAGGCGUUUAAGGAUUUGCUGGAGCCGAUAAUAAAUCCGGGGACGAUAAAGACGCAUCCUGUUACACAGCUUUAUGAAAUAUGCCAAAAGAACAAUCUCAAACUUCGGUUUGUAGAUUUGUGGGAGGAAAGCCAGACGGUUGAGGUUUUCAUAAACAAUGAGAUUGUUGGAAGAGGUACUUAUAGUCUUAGAAAGGAAGUUGCACAUAACAGAGCAGCAAAAGAUGCACUGGACAACAUUUGGAAAGUUUUAGGUGAGGAAAAAGAAAAUGCCCAAGACCAAGACCAAGAGGCAAAUUGUCAAUCUGAUGAACUACCUGAAAUGAAAAAUCUUAAUGUAUAGCCUCUAACUGUCAUGGACUGGAUUAAAUUCUGGAACUGUCUUGGAUUAGCUUGGAUUGGACUAAGCUGGAUUAAGUACUGACCUACGUUUGGUGAUGAGUCGGACUAAGAAGUUGGAUUGUAAAAAUAAUGAAGGCCUAUGUUUGGUGUUGU